GGAGUCACAGUGUCUACACUGCUGAACAAGCCUACUUCUAAUCUACGCUGGGAUAGAAGAAAGAAAAAGCACUUUUAGGAUGCUAUCGUGCUCUUUGUAAAGUUGCACAGUAAAGCAGGCCUGAUUGUGUCUUGCACACACACAUUAUUUAUUGUGGGAAGCUGGCAUGUUUCCUCUUGAGUUCUUUACUGAGGGCAACAGCUGGCAGUUCCCUUUGCUCCUAUCUCACACCCGGACACACCCUCCGCUGGCACACUGAACUCUCUGUUUCUCUCUCUCUCUUUUUUCUCCCUCCACAUGGACCCUCGGCCCCACAUGAGUGCACAAAGAGAAGUCUAUUUCCCACUAAAUUAGAUUUGCUGGAGGAAAGAGGUUUGCGCUGUUGAAGCUCACCCAGACUGCUGUAAUAUUUAGCUUUCAUGCGUGUGUGUGUGUGUGUGUGUGUUAGUUGUUCUGCGACGUAUCUAUACUUCACCAUAUAGAUCGAACAAUGACUGGCUUCAGUUUCUGUGUUAGCAAUCGAGCGAGCUGGAUGCUGGAAGCUGCCGAAUAGUGCCACUUUUGUGAAAACACUCGAGACUCUGGACUAAAGAUGGACUUGAGCUCAUGUUGUUGGAGGCUGAGAUGUUGGGGAACGAGAGAUCCCAUGUUCCUCCCUGGAGUGAGUUUCCCACCUGACUGGCCCGUCUACAGAGAGACACUCAUUAAACUCAGCGUCUACGGUGUGAACGACGGUCUCCAGCAGACGAGCAACUUCUUGGGAAGUAGCAGUUUCUCCGUGGCUGAUCUCCUCCAGUCCAAGGACCAGCAGCUUUCUCUCAGCUUGAGGACAGCAGAUGAUUCAGCUACAGUGGGCACAGUGGUGGUGAGCCGGAUGAAGAUGGGUGAGAUCGAAGAUGGUGAGGUGGACCACAUUACCGCCGACAUGCACCAGAAGUGCACGCUGGUGUACGAGUCGUCACAUGGAAGGAUUAAUGACCAAGAUAAUGGACCAAUAAUGAAUGCAGUGUUUAAGAACGCGGUGUGUAAGGUCUACAGGUUUCAGACGGUGGACAGUAAAUGGAUGUUGGUUCGGGAACAGAUGGCGGAGUGUACGCUGUCCUUCAGCGUCCCGAAGCAGCUCAUCGCCCUCUACAUUCAGGAGGACACCUGCAGGAUACAAGAGCUGAAAGAUCUAGGAGAGCUCUCUCCACACUGGGACAACCUCCGGAAGGACGUGAUCUCUCGCUAUGACCAGAUCAUCAAAGAAUACCAGGACACGCUGGCGGAGCUGGAGAAACUUACUGGCCCGUUGUUCAAGCCCAGCUGCAGCAAAGGCCAGAAAUAUCUGGAGUUCAUUCCCAUCAACCUGCACACACAGAGAAUGCAGGUGACGUGUCCAAGGAAAACAGAUUCCUUCUAUGAUGUGGUCACAGUAGGAGCUCCGGCAGCCCAUUCGCAAGGCUUCAAGAACGGAGGCUUGCAGAAACUACUCAGCAAAUAUGAAACCGAGAAGAAGAGCUACAGCACGGCGUAUCAGUGCAUUUACUAUCCUCCAGAGCAGACGGCCAAGGCCCGCGAGAUCCUGUGUGUGGUGUCCCAGCUGCAGCCGCACAUCUCUGCGCUGGCCGACCAGCUGCUCCAGACGGCCCAGAAGAGCCCCAUCCAGCCUCUCCGGGACGUCCUGAAGAGCCUGGAGGAGAAGACGGAGCAGUUUGUUCAUGCUCUGAAGGAUGAGCUGGUGAAGAGUGCCCUCCUGGCGCUGCAUGCCGCCCGUCCUGGAUACGUCAGCAAGAGUCAGACUUCUGCUCCGUCCAGCCCACACCCCGGAGCCACCGAGGAGCCACACAGCGUCUGUAACAAUGUGGACGGCUCUCAGACCACGCCGAAAGAGAGCCGAGCGUCUCCCGUCCGCGCCGACUCCAUCCCGCACCACAAGGAGUACGACGAGGAGGAAUGGGACAGGGUCUGGGCCAGUGUGGCGAAGAGUUUGAACUGCGUCAUCGCCCUGGUGGAUAAACUACAGGAACAAGACAACAACAACCUGGAAUCAGCGCCCGGCCACACGCUCGCUGACGUCAUCACCUCACACAGUCCCGAUCCUCCCCUGACAGCUGAAGUUUGGCAGGAUCAGCUUGGUGUGGUGGUUCAGACGUUGAAGGAGUCUGUGGCAGAAGUGGCAGAGAGAGCCAGGCGCUCCGUGAGCUUCAUCCUGCUCCAGGAGGCAGUGUGCAGCACGGCACAGGGCCUGCAGCUGCAGCAGAGACGGGACGCUGUCUUCAGUCAGGCACUGGCUGCGCUGGCAUGUGGAUUUGUCAUGCGAUUAUACGCAGGUUUGGAAGAUAAGGGCUUUCUCAGACAGCUUCAUGCCGUUGGGCUGGUGGCCCAGUUUGAGAGCCUGCUGAGCACUUACAGUGAAGAAAUAGGGAUGCUGGAGGACAUGGAGGUGGGGAUCAGUGACCUGCACAGAGUGGCCUUCAGGAUCACAGAGGCGGCGUCUGAGGAAGCAUUCAGCAUGCAGCCCACCGUCAGCGGUAGACGAGACCGUUACACUGUCGAGGUGCCUCUCCCACAUCAUGCCUUCCAAGUGCUCCCGGAUGAGCUGCGCCAGGGCAAGCCACUACACGUGCUCCCCGUGCUCUUCAACGUGGGCAUCAACGAGCAACAGACCAUCGCUGAGAGAUUCGGUGACAUAUCUUUACAGGAGAGAAUAAACCAGAAGAACUUUGAGAUUCUAGAAGGUUACUAUAAAUCCUUAACCAACACGGUGUCAUCUGAAUGCCUGCCUUGUUUUCAGACACAGACAGACAUCAGGGAGCUGCUCGACAGCCUCGGCCACAAUGUAGUCACCAAGAAAAGGAAGAAUGUGGAGAUCCUGUGGCUUGCGGGAAUGAUCUGUCGACGGAUUAACGGUAUCCGCUUCACCAGCUGUAAAAGUGCCAAAGACAGGACGUCCAUGUCAGUGACCCUGGAGCAGUGCUCUCUGCUGCGGGACGAGCACCAGCUCAAUAAAGAUUACUUCGUGCGAGCUCUGGACUGCAUGCGGAGAGAAGGCUGCCGGAUUGAGAAUGUGCAAAAGAAUAUAAAGUGCCGAAAAUACGCUUUCAACAUGCUCCAGCUGAUGGCCUUUCCCAAAUACUACCGGCCACCUGAAGGGACAUACGGCAAGGUGGACUCCUGAACACACUGUAUAUACACAUUGAAAUCUGGGAUUCAGAAUUAACUUAGAAAUGUAAUUUAGAAAAUCCAGGAGGGAUGGGGAGCAUUUAAUAAUAUAUUUUAUUUUGAAAUAUAAUUUAAUGACAGCAGCACUUCAUAUACCAAAUACUUCUUUUAAUACAUAAUGUUUGAAUUUCCCCUCACCAUUUUAUGGUAAUAAUAAAAUCUCAGACUCUUGGACCCUGCUGUACAUAUUCACACACACGCACACAGGAACAGAAACGCUUUUUUUUGUUGAAUAUAUUAAAACAAAAGGCCUACUGUAAAGGACAUGUUCUUUAAUUGUUAAUUUAAUUGUUUCAAGAAAUGAAUGCAGUGCAUUAUUUAAAAACAAUUUUAAAAUACUCAAUGUGAACAUUAUUUACAUGUAAAUAACAUAGUAAAUAUUCAUUAUUUACGUGUAAUGUGUACAAAUGUUUUCUUUCCAAAGCGAAAAGCGCGCGAUUUGCAGGAAUUUGUAGCUUUGAAUGCCAAGUAAAUGGAUUGCAGGCCUGUCGUAUCAGUUGACAUUCAUCACAUGUCUGUCUAUAUGUGUCUCAUGACCACAGAUUGUUCUUUUGUUGUAAUUGGUUUCUUUUUGUACUGAAGUAUUUCUGAAGGUGUGUACUGUAUGUUUUAUAUUCGUGUUGGUAUAUAAAGCCAUUUCACUUUAAGUUUU
Molecule: messenger RNA, 3856 nt
Organism: Carassius auratus (goldfish)
Lineage: Eukaryota; Metazoa; Chordata; Actinopteri; Cypriniformes; Cyprinidae
Gene: inpp4b
Product: inositol polyphosphate-4-phosphatase type II B
Exons: 20
Coding region: 593-3160 (855 amino acids)
Cellular component (GO): cytoplasm
Molecular function (GO): phosphatidylinositol-3,4-bisphosphate 4-phosphatase activity
Source: RefSeq, a predicted model, not a curated record